AUGCCUCACCACACCGACGUGUUGUACCUCAUCGCGCAGUAUUUGCAGGCCAAGGGGCUGUACUCUAGCUCUUUGGCCUUGCAGCAGGAGAGCGGUCUGGACGUGACGUGGUUGCGAGGCUCGUCGCGGGAGUUGGCGCUGCUUCGGCGAUGGGUUUUCGAGGGCGACGUGCAGAGAGCUCGCGCCCUGUUGCUGCCGUUGCAGGGUCUUGAUGAGUUGAAGUGCUUCGAGAGACUCGUGCCGCUCUUUCGAGCACCGGUUGAUGCUGAGGAGCGAGACGUGUUCAAGUAUGUUGCCAUGCCCAAGCUGCAACUGGCUGGGCUGAUCCAUGAUGCGGUUCUCUUC
Phytophthora sojae is the source of this 345-nucleotide messenger RNA. RefSeq lists its product as hypothetical. Lineage: Eukaryota; Oomycota; Peronosporomycetes; Peronosporales; Peronosporaceae. The record is from RefSeq and is a predicted model, not a curated record. The annotation marks the transcript as partial. The transcript is spliced from 2 exons. Gene Ontology annotation, molecular function: protein binding.